Molecule: messenger RNA, 855 nt
Organism: Haemonchus placei
Lineage: Eukaryota; Metazoa; Nematoda; Chromadorea; Rhabditida; Trichostrongylidae
Source: the annotation of a GenBank genome assembly
AUGACCGGCGACGUGAAGCACUGGGAAUCAGAGGCACUCUCUUUGAGGAGAGUCGCCUUCUUUGGCGUAGCCCUCUCCACCGUAGCCACACUCGUUUGUGUGAUCUCGGUCCCAAUGCUUUACAACUACAUGCAGCACAUGCAGUCGGUCAUGCAAAACGAGGUCGACUUCUGCAAAUCCCGGUCUGGAAGUAUCUGGAGGGAAGUCACCCGCACUCAGGUUCUGGCUGCACCCACCAGAAAAGCCCGUCAAGCUGGCGGCGGAUGCUGCGGAUGCGGCGUAUCCCCAGCUGGACCUCCAGGUCCUCCUGGACAGGAUGGAGAACCAGGAACAGAUGGUGAACCUGGUCAGCCUGGUAGAGACGGACCCGACGCCCCACCGGCAACCCCAGCUCCAGAUGUUGCUCCUUGCUUCAACUGCCCUGCUGGUCCUCCUGGUCCACCCGGAAACCCAGGAAGCAAAGGAGCACCAGGUAACCCUGGCCAAGAUGGACAGCCCGGAAAUGCAGGAAACCCCGGAGGACCAGGAAUUGCUGGACCCCCUGGCCCACCAGGAAACAACGGACAACCCGGAAAUCCUGGAGCUCCAGGAGCUCCAGGAACCCUCACUACAGUUCCAGGCACGCAAGGACCACCCGGACCACCUGGACCUGCGGGACCUCCUGGACCAGAUGGUCAACCAGGAAGCGCUGGAAACCCAGGACAAGAUGGUGGUCCAGGAGAACCUGGAGACAAUGGACAGCCUGGUGCUCCUGGACAACCAGGAGGUGACGGCACUGAUGGAGAUGACGGAGAGACUGGAGCCCCAGGAGGUUGUGACCAUUGCCCACCUCCUCGCACAGCCCCAGGAUAUUAA